GCGCGCUUAGAGCUUAGCCCCGCCCCAUCCGUACCCCGGCGCGCGCUCCCCUAUUCUCCCGCUCGGCAACGACAGCGAGUUUGUGCGCGUGCGCGCGAAAUAACGGCCGCUGGCGGAGGGAGGCGGGGGGUGGAAUCUUUGAGGGGGGGGAAGAGCGAAGCUUCCCCGUCUCCCGCGCGCCCACCACCUGCGCCAUCGUCAGCCAAUCAGCGGCCGUCUCAGGGGUCUCGCGCUUGGGGCGACUCCGGCUGCUGGGUGGCUCCCCCGUCCCUCCUCCCGCCAGAGUCCCUCUCGUACCUCCCCCCUCCCGCUGGCCUCGCGCGCGCUCGCGCUCGCGCCCGCUCCAGCCUCUUGUGUGUCCUCGCGCCCCCCGCCCGCCCUCCCCGCGCGCAGUGUGCUCCGCUCCCCCCACCCUCCUCCUCCUUCCCCCCUCCCGCCCGCCCCGCGCGCCUCCUCCCUGGGUUCCCCCUCCCCCACUACCGCCUCCUCCUCCUCCCGCCCCAGGGUGAGCGCGAGCCACCUCCCUCCCUCCCUCCGCCAUGGAUCCAGGCAACUGGAGCAGCUUCAUCUUCCAGGGUCACGCCCAGAACCCCCUGCAGGUCGGGGCUGAGCUCCAGUCCCGCUUCUUUGCCUCCCAGGGCUGCGCCCAGAGUCCGUUCCAGGCCGCGCCGGCGCCCCCGCCCACGCCCCAGGCCCCGGCGGCCGAGCCCCUCCAGGUGGACUUGCUCCCGGUUCUCGCCGCCGCCCAGGAGUCCGCCGCCGCCGCCGCUGCCGCCGCUGCCGCCGCCGCCGCCGCCGCCGUCGCUGCUGCGCCCCCGGCCCCGGCCGCCGCCUCCACUGUGGACACAGCGGCUCUAAAGCAGCCCCCGGCGCCCCCUCCGCCGCCCCCGCCGGUGUCGGCGCCCGCCGCCGAGGCCGCGCCCCCUGUCUCUGCCGCCACGAUCGCCGCAGCCGCGGCCACCGCCGUCGUUGCCCCAACCUCGACGGUCGCCGUGGCCCCGGUCGCAUCUGCCUUGGAGAAGAAGACAAAGAGCAAGGGGCCCUACAUCUGCGCUCUGUGCGCCAAGGAGUUCAAGAACGGCUACAAUCUCCGGAGGCACGAGGCCAUCCACACGGGAGCCAAAGCCGGCCGGGUCCCCUCGGGUGCUAUGAAGAUGCCCACCAUGGUGCCCCUGAGCCUCCUGAGCGUGCCCCAGCUGAGCGGAGCCGGCGGGGGAGGGGGAGAAGCGGGUGCCGGCGGCGGAGCGGCCGCAGUGGCCGCCGGUGGCGUGGUCACCACGACCGCCUCGGGAAAGCGCAUCCGGAAGAACCACGCCUGCGAGAUGUGCGGCAAGGCCUUCCGCGACGUCUACCACCUGAACCGACACAAGCUGUCGCACUCGGACGAGAAGCCCUACCAGUGCCCGGUGUGCCAGCAGCGCUUCAAGCGCAAGGACCGCAUGAGCUACCACGUGCGCUCACAUGACGGCGCUGUGCACAAGCCCUACAACUGCUCCCACUGUGGCAAGAGCUUCUCCCGGCCGGAUCACCUCAACAGUCACGUCAGACAAGUGCACUCAACAGAGCGGCCCUUCAAGUGUGAGAAAUGUGAGGCAGCUUUUGCUACGAAGGAUCGACUGCGGGCCCACACAGUACGACACGAGGAGAAGGUGCCAUGUCAUGUGUGCGGCAAGAUGCUGAGCUCGGCUUAUAUUUCGGACCACAUGAAGGUGCACAGCCAGGGCCCUCACCAUGUCUGUGAGCUCUGCAACAAAGGUACAGGUGAGGUCUGUCCAAUGGCGGCAGCGGCGGCGGCGGCGGCAGCAGCGGCAGCAGCAGCAGUGGCAGCCCCUCCCACAGCUGUGGGCUCCCUCUCGGGGGCCGAGGGGGUGCCUGUGAGCUCUCAGCCACUUCCCUCCCAGCCCUGGUGAGCUCCAAGUUGGUGGGGGGGAGAGGGGAGAAUGGAGGAAAGUCCCUUGGUACCAUCUCCUCUUUCCCUCUCUCUUCCCACCAACUCCUCACUACUUCCCCCAUCAACCAAGGAGCCUCCAGAAGGAAAGGAGGAAGAAAUGUUUUCUUAGGGGAAUUUGCUAGGUUUUAACGAUUUGUUUCUCCUGCUCCUCUCUUCUCCCUAUCAGACCUGACCCCACACACACCUGUCCCCUCGGUUGUGUUGAGGCCCCCUGGACAGUGGGCAGGGGUGGCAGAGGACAGGAGAGGCCACUGCCCUCAGCCCCUCUCCUCUCUGUAACCCCCUGCCCUGCCCUUCCAGGGAUUUGUGAACCUUCUCCCUCGAUGGUCCUUCUUGCUCUCCUCCUUCCAGUGUCCCCCUUACUGUCUGCUGCCCCUCCCUGGGGAGUUGGUGCUUUUUUUUUUUUUCCAGGGGGAGGGAGGAGAGGAAGGAGGGAAAUCAAAGAUUCUGUCCCAGAGAGGGGGAAAGGUGAGAUUUGAGAAGGGGCAGAAGCAGGGAAGGCAAAGAUUGUACCUUCGUAAGGUGGGAUUGUUUGGGGUCAGGCCCUAAACAUCAUCCUGCUUGAGCAUCUGUCGGGGAAAACAAGUCAAGGGGAGCAAAAGAAGGAGCCACUAGGGCCAGAGGCAGGACAAGAGAUGGAAUCUUAGGGGGCCAGGGUAAAUGGGGGGGAUCCAGGGACUAGAGGUGCUUCCUGGGGGUGGGGGGAAUGCAGCCACAGUGUCUCCCCCUUCCCUCUUCCACCCCAGCUCCAGCCCUGGCCUUUUCUUUUCAUCCCUCUCCCCCACGACAGAAGCUGUGGCCCUGGCCAUGUCAUCGUGUUCCUGUGUCCCCUGCAUGUUCCCCACCCUUCAUCCCCUCCUUUUGCGCGGACCCCAUUACAAUAAAUUUUAAAUAAAAACCUG
Messenger RNA from Hippopotamus amphibius kiboko, 2853 nucleotides. It is a transcript of the gene MAZ, whose product is annotated as MYC associated zinc finger protein. NCBI's taxonomy places the organism in Eukaryota, Metazoa, Chordata, Mammalia, Artiodactyla, Hippopotamidae. The record is from RefSeq and is a predicted model, not a curated record. Gene Ontology annotation, cellular component: nucleus. Bases 540 to 1910 code for a protein of 456 amino acids. Gene Ontology annotation, biological process: regulation of transcription by RNA polymerase II. The transcript has 6 exons. Gene Ontology annotation, molecular function: DNA-binding transcription activator activity, RNA polymerase II-specific; RNA polymerase II cis-regulatory region sequence-specific DNA binding.